This is a messenger RNA of Salarias fasciatus (jewelled blenny), 3308 nucleotides long. It is a transcript of the gene man2b1, whose product is annotated as mannosidase, alpha, class 2B, member 1. Gene Ontology annotation, cellular component: lysosome. The coding region runs from base 14 to 2989 and encodes 991 amino acids. Gene Ontology annotation, biological process: mannose metabolic process. Gene Ontology annotation, molecular function: alpha-mannosidase activity; carbohydrate binding. The transcript has 23 exons. The record is from RefSeq and is a predicted model, not a curated record. Lineage: Eukaryota; Metazoa; Chordata; Actinopteri; Blenniiformes; Blenniidae.
GAAAGUUUCCACCAUGGCGGCCGACAGGCAACAUCUCUCUACCGCAGUGCCGCUCCUCUUCCUCCUCGGCGGACUCUCUGCUUUCCCCCUCGGCCCGGAGAAAAGCGCGGGAGUCUCGUGCGGAUACGAGUCAUGUCACCCCACCAAGCCCGACAUGCUGAACGUCCACCUGGUUCCUCACACACACGAUGAUGUGGGCUGGCUGAAGACUGUGGACCAGUACUACUAUGGAGAUCGUAACGACAUCCAGCACGCCGGCGUCCAGUACAUCCUGGACUCGGUGGUGGACCAGCUGCUGAAGAACCCCGACCGGCGCUUCAUCUACGUGGAGACGGCGUUCUUCUUCCGCUGGUGGAAGCAGCAGAGCCCCGCCAUGCAGGAGACGGUCAAGCAGCUGGUCAACGAAGGCCGUCUGGAGUUUGUGAAUGGCGGCUGGUGCAUGAGCGACGAGGCCACCACGCACUACAGCGCCGUCAUCGACCAGAUGACCAUGGGCCUGAGGUUCCUCAACGACACCUUCGGGCCGUGCGGGCGACCCCGCGUCGCCUGGCACAUCGACCCCUUCGGCCACGCCCGGGAACACGCCUCCAUGUUCGCACAGAUGGGGUUCGACGGCUUCUUCUUCGGCCGGGUGGAUUACCAGGACCGCGCUCGCCGCAUGCUGGCCCGGGAGCAGGAGCUGCUGUGGAGGGCGUCGGACAGCCUGACCCCCCCGCUGGCCGACCUCUUCACCGGGAUCCUGCCCAACGGCUACAACCCCCCCGAGGGCUUCUGCUGGGACCAGUCCUGCGACGACCCCCCGAUCCGGGACGACCCCGACCUGGAGGACUACAACGUCAACGACGUGGUGCAGCGCUUCCUCAACAUCGCCAACAGCCAGUCCAAGGUCUAUAAAACCAACCACAUCAUCAUGACCAUGGGCUCAGACUUCCAGUACGAAAACGCCAACCUGUGGUACAAGAACCUGGACAAGCUGAUCCGCUACGUGAACGCCAGGCAGGCGAGCGGCGGCCGGGUCAACGUGCUGUACUCCACGCCGUCCUGCUACCUGCAGGAGCUGCACCGGGCCAACCUGUCCUGGGCUUUGAAGACGGACGACUUCUUCCCGUACGCAGACGACGCCCACGACUUCUGGACCGGAUACUUCACCAGCCGGCCGGCGCUGAAGCGCUACGAGAGGAUCAGCAACGGCAACCUGCAGACCUGUAAACAGCUGGAGGUCCUCGGGGGCCCGUUCUCCAGCACGGGGCCCUUUGGACAGGACGACAGUCUGACGCUGCAGCGAGCCAUGGCGGUGGCUCAGCACCACGACGCCGUGUCGGGCACCGAGAAGCAGCACGUGGCCAACGACUACGCCCGGCGGCUGGCCGACGGCUGGCGGCGCUGCCAGGUGGUGGUCAGUAACGCUCUGGCGGCGCUCAGCGGCUCCAUGGCGGAGCGCUUCUACUGCGACGGCCUGAACAUCAGCGUGUGUCCGAUCAGCGAGUCCAGCAAGCAGUUCUCCGUCAGCGUCUACAACCCUCUGGCUCGGCCCGUCGUCUGGCCCGUCAGGCUGCCGGUCAACGGCACGGCAUACCUCGUCUCGGACGCCGGCGGCAGACCGGUGGACAGCCAGGUGCUUCCCGUGUCCAGAGCCACUCGGGAGGUGAGGAGGAGCCGAGGCUUCGCCGUCAACGAGCUGGUCUUCCAGGUCCGGGCCCCUCCGCUGGGCUACACCACCUACUCCGUCACCCUGCGGACGGCUGGAGCUCCGGCAGCGGCGGUGCAGCGGCGAGCGGCCGCCUCGAUCCAGAACAAGUUCCUAAAAGCCACCUUUGACCCCGAGACCGGACUCCUGAGCAGCUUCAGCAACCUGGAGACCAACCAGACCGUCCAGCUGACGCAGAACUUCUACUGGUACAACGCCAGCGACGGGAACAACUCGGCCAGCGACCAGCCGUCUGGAGCCUACAUCUUCAGACCCAACUCCUCCACCCCCUUCCUCAUCAGCAAGACGGCCAAGACGGAGAUCGUCCAGGGCUCGGUGGUGCAGGAGGUCCGGCAGUGGUUCUCGCCCUGGGUGUCCCAGGUGGUGCGUCUGUACGCCGACAGCAGAGCUCUAGAGCUGGAGUGGACGGUGGGACCGCUGCCCAUCCAGGACGACCUGGGGAAGGAGGUGAUCACCCGGCUGGACUCCAGCAUCCAGACCGGCGGCGUUUUCUACACCGACUCCAACGGCAGGGAGGUGCUGCAGAGGAAGAAAGACUUCCGGCCCACCUGGAAGCUGCGGCAGUCGGAGCCCGUCGCCGGGAACUACUACCCCAUCAACUCCCGGGCGUUCAUCAAGGACGACGAGGACCAGCUGACGGUGGUGACCGACCGCUCCCAGGGCGGGGGAAGCAUCCGCAACGGCUCCCUGGAGAUCAUGCUGCACCGCCGGCUGCUCUACGACGACGUGCGCGGCGUGGGCGAGCCGCUCAACGAGACCUCGCACGUCUUCCCCGACGGGCUGGUGGUCCGCGGCCGCCUCCUGCUGACCCUGGACCGGCCGGCCGCCGCCGCCGACACGCACCGCCCCCUGGCGCAGCAGGAGGUGCUGCAGCCGCUGCUGACCUUCACCGAGGGGGCGCCGAAGCCCGACACCCAGCUGGAGUUCUCCGGGCUGCAGGCCGCGCUGCCCCCUGCUGUCCACCUGCUGACGCUCAGCCGCUGGGACGGCGACUCGGUGCUGCUGCGGCUGGAGCAUCAGUUCCAGAGCUGGGAGAGCGACGUCGGCUCGCAGCCGGUCACCGUCAGCCUGCAGAAGCUGUUUGCCACCAUGGACGUUCUGGGCGUGUCCGAGCUCAACCUGUCGGCCAAUCAGUGGAAGGACGAGAUGCAGCGCUUCCAGUGGAGGCCUGAGGAAGAGGAGCGCCCCCUGCUGAAGCCGCUGGAAGACCCCCCCAGCUGGGAGGUGACCCUGAAGCCCAUGGAGAUCCGGACCUUCGUCCUCAGAGUCCGCCUCAGAUAAACCGUCAGCGAUCGAACAGAUGAAACUGAAGAGUGAAGAAAAUUCAGACAGAAAAUCACGAUUUCCUUUUAGCGUCCCGUUUCACAAAGACAUCUUUGUGGAUAUUUUUAGCCUUUUUAAACACACACACACACACACACACACACACACACACACACACACACAGCUCCUGUUUGUGGUGCCAACACGUUCUGUCUGCCUCGUGUGCAAUAAGUGGGACUUCUGUCUUCCUGCCAAUCUGUAAAUAAAUGAACUUUUAGAGUGAUUUUUCUACUGAUCGCCAAGCAGCUGACAUUAAAAUCUGUUUUUCUUUACUUUG